Molecule: messenger RNA, 2157 nt
Organism: Anastrepha ludens (Mexican fruit fly)
Lineage: Eukaryota; Metazoa; Arthropoda; Insecta; Diptera; Tephritidae
Exons: 3
Coding region: 150-1103 (317 amino acids)
Source: RefSeq, a predicted model, not a curated record
AACUGUAUAGAUAUGCCUUGGUGUAUUGUGUAAAUAUUAAUUUGCUGUCAUUGGAAUUCAGUUGACAGUUUUCUUAUGUGUUUUGAGUUCUUUUAUAUCGUGCUCUCAUUGCGAACAGACAUACUUUUGUAAUAUACUGUACUGAAAGAAUGCCACGUGCAAACAUUGGCAGACGUUCACGUCAAUCAAAUGCUACAGCGUUAAAUCGAAGAUCACAAAGUGAGGAAGAUCGUGUUCGACGAAAUGAAGUGGAAACACAACGACACAGACGGAGAAAUCAGUCGGUUAAUAGCGAAGCACCAAGAAACCGUCGUGGGCGUACGCCCGUUUAUGAUAUACGUCAAAUGGAACGCGCGGCUUUCAAUUACGAUGCCACCAUUGAUUACAGCAUGCAUGCCUACAUUGGCCAAAUGAGUAUAGAAUGUAUACAUUGCAAAGAACUUAAAUUCAGAAACGAAACACCUGGUAUGUGCUGUGCUGGUGGGAAAGUCAAAUUGCCGGUGCUAGAACUUCCGCCAGAGCCUUCGAAUUCAUUGGUUUUUGGCAAUUCACCAACGUCGAAGCAUUUCCUCUUAAACAUUAAAAAAUACAAUUCUUGCUUUCAAAUGACAUCUUUUGGAGCUACAAAUAUUAUAAGAGAUGGAUUUAUGCCGACGUUUAAGGUUAUUACUUCGUUUGGAAUAAUCAAUAUCAUAUUUAAUUUAUGUGCCGUCCCUGUGUUCGAUGUUUUUAAAAAUUCAGAUCCGUUAUCUACAUAUAUUUCUCGAACUUUACAGAUUCAAGGUCAAAUAUACCAUAGAGCUGGGUCUUUGCUACCAUUCCCAGAUGGUGACCAUCAAUUUUUGCAAAUAUAUUUUAUUGGUGAUGAGAAUCGUGAAUUAGAUCAGCGCUGUGCAAUUUGGUUGGUAUUGAUUUUGGUAUUGUAUCGUAGAAAUGAGCAAUUACAAUGUAUUUCAGAACUUCAUCGCUGUUAUGAUGCAUUGCCAUACCCCAUUUUGUUUUGGAGAGGGGACGAUAGCUAUUAUAUCAACAUACCAAUGAUAAAUCCAACAACUGGUCAAAAAUCAACGAAAACCGUCAGUGCGAUGAAUUUUUAUUCGUGACCACCACAAUCAAAUUUUAAAAAAGUACAGAAAAGGCUAUUGUGACAUCUUUAGAAAGUUUGAAAUCAACUAAUUCAACUGUUUAAAUAUUUUACGAGUUCUAUAAAGAAAACUUAAUAUGAACAAUUUCUUGCGAUAUAAAAAAAAAAUUUUAUGUAUGGUGGUGCGAAGCCCACUGGGUAAUGCUAGUCUUAUAUAAAAAGCCACCGAAGUUGAAAUUCUCACAAAAUGGUAUGCCCUUAAAAAUAAAUUUAUCCAUUUUAUUAGUUAUGAGGUGAAUAGGUCCUACUCCAUGCCCCAAAUCAAUAUGUUGUCUCCACAGUACUUGAUCGUCUGACAAUUUUCCCAGCAUCAUUUACAAAUAAAUUUAUUUUUGUUUCAUCGCUCCAAAGUGUGGGCGUUUUCCAAAACGUAUCAUUGCUUUACUUUGUAAAGUUAUGAUUUGCAACCCUGUUGAAUUGGAGGCAUAGCUCAAUGAGGGUCCGUGUCAAACGCAAGAAGAACUUGCUUCAGUAUUAGGAUUUACCCGCCAAUCCAUUUCCAAGCGAUUGCAUGCUUUGGGGGAAUGAUUCAGAAACAGGGGACUAGGGUUCCUUAUGAGUUAUAAUUCUUUAUAUAUUAUUAGAAUAUUAGACUCUAAAUAUUAAAUAAAAAUAUAUUGUAAUGAUAAAAGCAAUUCCAUUUAGGGGGGCAGAUACCUGUAAGAUUUCGAAAAAAAAAAAAAUGUUUUUUUCAUAAAAUCUCAGAAACAUAAGUACUUCUUAUUCUUUGCGUUCGAGUGGUGGGAGAGGUAUAGUUAUGUAUUCAUAUAUUUCUCAAAAGUAUAUUUUUCGAAUUGGCGUACGCGAUAACUCGAAAAGUUAUUGACCGAUCUCCCUGAAAUUUUGCACACAUCUUACACAAUUUACAAUUCGAAAAUUUUUCGAAAAUAUAAUUUUUUCAAAGCAAAAGUAGUAGGAAAAUUCGUCCUAUUCAUUUUUUUAAGCAUUUUAUUCCGCGAUUUUUCAUUUGUUUUUAAUUCAUAUAGAAAUUAUGUCAUAGUCCGAAUGGUUAA